Psammomys obesus (fat sand rat) is the source of this 2096-nucleotide messenger RNA. RefSeq names its product SEC14 like lipid binding 5 (gene Sec14l5). NCBI's taxonomy places the organism in Eukaryota, Metazoa, Chordata, Mammalia, Rodentia, Muridae. The coding region runs from base 9 to 2096 and encodes 695 amino acids. Gene Ontology annotation, cellular component: cytoplasm. The transcript has 15 exons. The record is from RefSeq and is a predicted model, not a curated record.
GUUUGAACAUGGUACAAAAAUACCAGUCUCCUGUCCGAGUAUACAAGUAUCCAUUCGAGCUGGUCAUGGCGGCCUACGAGAAGCGUUUCCCCACCUGCCCGCUCAUCCCAGUCUUCCUGGGCAGUGAAGUCCUGGGCGAGUGGCGAAGUGCGGAUGGGGCAGUGCACACGGUGGAGCGGAGCUGCCGGCUGCGCGUGGACGCCCCUCGGCUGCUGCGGAAGAUUGCUGGUGUGGAGCAUGUGGUCUUCGUUCAGAGAAAUGUCCUGAACUGGAGAGAGAGGACGCUGCUGAUAGAUGCGCACAACGAGACCUUUGCAAGCCGGGUGACGGUGAAGGAGAACUGCAGCUACACAGUCCAUCCUGAGAAUGAAGACUGGACUUGCUUUGAACAGUUGGCCUCCCUGGAUGUCCGCUCGUUCUUUGGCUUUGAAAGCACCUUGGAGAAGAUCGCCAUGAAGCAAUAUACUGCCAAUGUCAAGAGGGGGAAGGAGGUGAUUGAGCACUACCUGAAUGAGCUCAUUUCCCAGGGAACAUCCCACAUUCCUCGCUGGACACCAGCUGUAGUGCCGGAGAAGGGUGCCCGAAGCCAGGCUGUGCCCCGGUGCCCGAGCUCCCUGCAGACAGACGGCCCCAGUGAUGCCCCAGGCCCUGUUCCUGAGAUGGCCACCGCGGAUGGGGACAAGCUGGAAGCAGACUACAUCGAGAGGUGCCUGGGCCAUCUCACUCCCAUGCAGCAGAGUUGCCUGGUGCAGCUCCGGCACUGGUUACAGGAGACCCACAAAGGCAAGAUCCCCAAAGAUGAGCACAUCCUGCGCUUCCUGCGAGCACGAGAUUUCCACCUGGAUAAGGCCCGGGACAUGCUGUGCCAGUCCCUGAGCUGGCGGAAGCAGCACCAAGUGGAUCUCCUUCUGCAGACCUGGAGGCCCCCAGCUCCCCUACAGGAGUUCUAUGCCGGAGGCUGGCACUACCAGGACGUAGAUGGCCGUCCCCUCUACAUCCUGCGCCUGGGCCAAAUGGACACCAAAGGCCUGAUGAAGGCAGUAGGCGAGGAGGCUCUGCUGCAGCACGUGCUUUCUGUCAACGAGGAAGGACAGAAGAGAUGCGAAGGAAACACGAGACAAUUCGGCCGUCCCAUCAGCUCCUGGACCUGCUUGCUGGACCUGGAGGGCCUCAACAUGAGGCACCUGUGGCGGCCGGGGGUGAAAGCCCUGCUUCGGAUGAUCGAGGUGGUGGAGGACAACUACCCCGAGACCCUGGGCAGGCUGCUCAUCGUGCGUGCGCCCCGCGUCUUCCCGGUGCUGUGGACGCUGGUCAGCCCCUUCAUCAAUGAGAACACCAGGCGGAAGUUCCUCAUCUACAGUGGCAGCAAUUAUCAGGGCCCUGGUGGCCUGGUGGACUACCUGGACAAGGAUGUGAUCCCUGACUUCCUGGGAGGAGAGAGUGUGUGUAAUGUUCCAGAAGGAGGACUGGUCCCCAAGUCCCUGUACCUGACCGAGGAGGAGCAGGAGCAGGCUGACCAGCUACGGCAGUGGAGUGAGACCUACCAUCCAGCCAGCGUGCUCCGAGGGAGCCCCCAUGAGGUUGCCAUGGAGAUUCCAGAAGGGGAGUCCGUCAUCACCUGGGACUUUGACAUCCUCCGAGGGGAUGUGGUGUUCAGUCUGUAUCAUGCGAAACAGGCACCCAAGCUCAGUCCUCAGGAGCCUGGUGUUAGAGCCAGUGGGCAGUUGAUUGAUAAGGGCUGGGUCCUGGGGGUACAUUACAGCCGUGUUGAGGCGCCCCUCAUCUGCCGAGAAGGGCAGAGCAUUCAGGGUUCCCAUGUAACUCAGUGGCCUGGCAUCUACCUGCUCCAGUGGCAGAUUCACAGUCCCCCUGAGAGUGUGGCCUGCAGUCUCCCAGGCGUUGAUGAUGUCCUGACAGCUCUGCACAGCCCAGGCCCCAAGUGCAAGUUGCUGUACUACUGUGAAGUGCUGGCAUCUGAAGACUUUAGGGGCUCCAUGUCCAGCCUGGAAUCCUGUGCCAGCCGCUUCUCUCAGCUCAGCGCCACCACCUCUUCCUCCUCUGGCCAGUCCCAUAGUGGCUCCAUGGUGUCCAGAUAG